Messenger RNA from Prorocentrum cordatum, 726 nucleotides. The record is from the annotation of a GenBank genome assembly. NCBI's taxonomy places the organism in Eukaryota, Dinophyceae, Prorocentrales, Prorocentraceae.
AUGGAGUUGGGAGGAUACGGCCUUGGAUACCGAGGCAUGUGUCGAUUCCGCUCUGGGCCAAUGUUUACCCAGCCUGUUCUGACACAUUUUGAUUACGCUUGGACUCUGGACACGGAUGGCUACUUCCCAGCUGGUAUUCAAUCCGAUCCUUUCGAGAUUAUGUGGAGGAAAGGGCUGGUGUAUGGAUAUUCCCACGUAUCGCGAGACCAGGCCUCAGCUGUUCAGCAUUUUUGGGAAUUUUGCCGCUUGUAUUUUGAGACGAAGGGGCUUGACCCAAAGAGCACUCCGAUGAUGCGACGCAUCACAGAUGCUCUUGUUCUUCGUGACACCUACUGGCACGAGUGGAACCGUGUGUUGUUCAUGAACGACAUUGAAAUAACCCAGUUGUCGUGGUUCCGAGGAGACCAGUACCAAGAUUUCUUCAGGUAUCUGGAUUCCGUAGGUGGUUUCUGGCUCUACCGUUGGGGAGACCAUGCGGUGCGCACGAUUGCCCUCGCGCUGUUUUUAGACCAGGAUAAGUUGCUCAAGAUGGGCGUCCCGUAUGGCCACCAGAACACUUGCCGAUGCGGCGAUGAGCAUCCAGAUAAGGUUUGCGUGCGGACAAAUGCUUCUGAUUGGUGGCAGUGCCUUCCAGCAUCAGAGGCACAACUUGUUGCUGGAGGGAAAGAGGUGGCGAGCGGAGACAUCGGAACUGUCCAUGAGGGGAUCUUGUUUGGCGGCUUGUGA